GCUAGGUACAAAAAGGCUUUUCAGGGAGUAUUACAGUUUGUCUUCUGUCCCUUACAAACUGAAACUGAAACUAAAACCGUCCUGAGGUUAAAUUUAAGUAGCCUCAUCAUUCAUCAAACUUCAAAUAACUGGCUAGAUUCAGUGACACAUGGUAGUCGACUGUACCGUUCAGAGUUCGUGUGGUAAGGAGUAAGAAGUUAUUAUUCAAGAAUGAUUAAAUUUAUGGACCGUUUUGUCAUCCAGUGCGUCCUUACUUAAGAAGCAGAGAGAAAAUCUAUAACGUGCUGAAAAAAAGAGAUUUUAUGAAGGAUGUGUUCCUAAUACACUGCUGGUAGACACAGCAUUUGUUUCCCCAACUUCAUGUAGUAGCUUGGUUAGUUUAUGCUCUUCGUCAAGUCCACCCAUGCGGUAAUUAGUUCACCAAUUCUUCAAUGAGUAUUAGCUGUGUGACACGGGGAUAUAUGUUUAGAUAGUUCGAUAAACUUUAUAAACAAUAAUUUUACACGACUUAGACCCAUGGUUUCUCUUAUUUAGUCCGUUUAAGCUUAGAAUAAUUCAGUUACUUGGGUACGCAUCUACUUCACCUGUCUCUAUUCUAUAUCAAUUGAAGUAUCUGAGUGUCUCUUUCAUUCCUCAAAUAUGUACUUAGGAUCAGGUUCAAGAUGUUUUCCGGCAUCAAAGGGCAUAAAUAAACUAUUGUAAACUCGGAAAUUGCGAGUAACAUCAAUGUUUUCAGCAAGCUGCAUUUUGUUUAGUUUGUUAGAGUCAAAACAACCAGCAGUGCAUUUUUUGAAACAACAGAUCUUUCCAAGAUUCUCGUUUCCAUACUUUUCACUGUAAAUCCUGAGGACUAUAGUAUUCACCUGAUAGAACCAAGUAUACUACUACCUCAACGUCACAUAGGAAUCUGGUUGACAUGACGGCAGGAAAGAAAAGCAAACGCGAUGACAUAUCGGCUGUAGAUUGUUUUGAUGAGGUUGUACUUGGUAUACAUCAAGCUGAGUCAGCUGUACUUAUGCUAAAAAGUCCUGAAGACGAUGUCAAGACCCGAGCUUGUGAAGCAUUAUACAAGUUUUCGAAUAAAAGUGACGAAAACAAAAAAGCCCUGAUAUCAUUAAAUAUUCUAGAAUACCUCCAGCCUCUAGUAAGAGAUGAAAAUAGGGUAGUAAAAAGGAAUGCGGUACUUGUUUAUGGAGUUCUAUCGUCACUUCCUUCUGCAAGGUCUAUCAUUAGGAAACUGCCAACUAUUGUUACUGAUCUUCUCAAGCUUUUGGACUCAGAAGAAUUUGAGACAACGAAAGAAUUUGCUGCAAUGACAUUGUCACAUCUUUGUUUGGAAUAUGCUGGUAUAUACGAACUUAUAGAGCAUAAAUGUUUCUCUGUUAUCAUACCUUGUUUGAAAUCACCUGAUCCAGAUGUACAGAAGAAUACAUUGGAUAUAAUACAUAUGUUACUCCAGGACUUUGAAGCUCGCCCAAUGCUGAAAGCUUCUGAAGGUCUGGAGACCCUGAUUGAAUUGUUGGUAUCGGAGUAUCCAGUUAUUCAAGAUUUAGUGUUAAAAAUAUUUGCUAGAGCAGCACAAGACAGUAUAAUAAGGACAACCUUAAGAGAUAUGAAUGCAUUGGAUGCAUUUAUUGAUAUUAUUGGUGUUCCGGAAUUUAACGAUAUACAUAUUUCCGCCCUACAAGUAAUUGCAAAUUUACUAGACGAUACUGAAUGUGUAAAGCAUUUAGUUAGUCAAGGCAGUCUUCAAAAAUUAUUGCAUUUUAUCACUGAUCGUCAAGUUUAUAAUGAAAGUGAUAUUAAAGUCAAUUCUGUGAAUCAACAGCAAAAUAAAGACAAGAACGCUAAAGGAAGGAAACCUAGUCCUAAGAAAGGUGAUAAGAAAAAAAGCAGCAAAGGAGAACCGGAUGGAAAAAAAGACGAGGAAAAACCACCGUCAAAUACUUUGCCAGAAGCGAAAAUUCACACAUGUAAUGCACUUAUGAGAGCUGCAUGUAAAGAAGAAACAAGGAAAAUUUUACACGAUGCAGAUGUUGAAAGGAUGUUAGUAUCACUAUUAUCUCAUGAAGAUGAAGGUGUACGAGCUGCAUCAGCACAAGUUAUUGCUAUACUGUCAGAAAGUUCAGUAUGUCAGGAUAGAAUAGCUGAAUUAGGUGGACCGGAAUUACUUAUUCGUAUGACGCGGAGCGAUCGUCGUGAACUCAAAUCAGCUGGAGCUACAGCAUUAUCUGCUUUGACUACUGGAAAUGGAUCAAUUUGUCGUGAGGUUGCAAGUCGAAAUUCAGGGCUUGAGGCAUUGCUUAGUUGUUUACAUAUAGGUGAUCCUGAAGUUGACUUAAUUACAGUGGGUGGAUUAAUUGCACUGACGAAUUUGGCUACUGAAGAAACUACUCGACCGAAGGUUUUACAUGUAAUAACGGCCAAGUUAUUGAUACCAACUCUAAAUUCAAAUUCAGUAUUAACUCAAUCUAAAGCUGCAUUAGCAGUGGCUUCGCUAGUAUCCGAACAACAUAAUAUCCAACAAUUUAUUCAACUUGGAGGUUUAUCGAGUUUACUCAAUUUAGUUCAAUCAACAAAUAAUGAUGUGCGUCGUUCAGCAUGUUGGGCUAUCGCUUCAUUGACAGCUGACCACACAGCUGCUGUAACGUUAUCUCAGUUAAAUGGUAUAACUAUUUUACAAACAUUGAAUGAAUCUAUAACACGUAAAAAUGCUUUUACUGAAUUAGCUUUAAAACGUGUACUGGACGCUAAUUUAAUGGCGAAAUUUGCACUAACUGGUUACUUAGAUUUUGUUGAUCAUAUACCAGAUUUAUUUUAUGAUCCUGGUCAAAUAACUAAUCCAUCUCAAUUUUUAACAUUGGAUGAAUAUAAUGAACAAUCAGUGAAUGACCGUCGACCAAUAUUUUUAAUAAAUUUACAAAAAUGUGAUAUUGUUUCAUCGUCAGAUUAUUUACAAUCACAAGAUUCGAAUGAUGCCAAAACUGAUGAUUUGAAACAAGAUGAUUUAAAUUAUUUCAAUGAAAUGAAAUAUCCUUUUGAUUCUACAUUACAUGAUUGGUUAAAUAUUGCAAUUAAACAAAUUACGUCAAUAAGUGAAUUAAAAGAGCAAAUAAAAUCUUUAGGAGAAUUUGUUGCUUCUUGUUAUGGAGGAUCAAUCAACAAAGAUGAACAAUUCACUCUAAGAAAUGAAUUAUCUCUGGCACAGUUACGAUGUCAAUUGAAUUCUAACUUAAUACCAAUAGGUUUAAUUAAACAAGGAUCAUUUCUACAACGUGCAUUAGUUUUUAAAUUACUUGCUGAUCGAAUUGGAUUACCAACUAAUUUAAUACGUGGAACAUAUGGACGUUCAUUUAAUGAAGUCCUGAUAGAACCAGAAAAUUCAAAAUCUCAAACGUAUAGAGAUUUAUAUGUUGUGGAUUUAAUGUUUGAACCCGGAAAGUUAUUAAAAUCGUCUACAAGUGAAGCAUUAGAGUACACUAGUAUAGCCUGCUAAUAAUAAUAAUAAUAAUAAUAAUAAUAAUAAUAAUAAUAAUAAUAAUAAUAAUAAUAAUAAUAGAAUUUACCUUCCUUCAGAACUUGUGUAUUUUUUCAUGUAAAUUAACUUCAACUACUCCAGAUUCUUCAUCAUUCAACAAAGUCUUUUAUUAGUGAAUAAAUUUAAUUACAAAACAUACAGUUUUCUCUUCUCUAUGCAUAAAGCAGUUUUGUACUGAUUUGGUAAUGUAAUCAUAGCAUUCAAUGUAUAUUAAACAGAAGUAGCUGAGAGAACAGUUAUGAUCUGUUUGUAAUUUAUUAUUUUAUUUAUUUGAACACAUAAAUAUUGGUACGAGGGGGCACCAUAAAUAUAUGCGCCUCCAAAUGCCCUGAUACGGCCGACAGUGGGGAGAGUUCGCUCUCCCUCUCCAAAUGCUCUCACGUGACCACGCGCAUAUAGCCUCUACCAGGGAAGUCCUACUCAUUGCCUUCUCGUGGCUGGGAUGUUGUUUACGAAAUUGAGAGGACAAAAAGCGAAUGUCCGGCGCUUUACCGGGUUAGUGGAUAUGGAGGAUCCACCUAGGGGAGUUGGGAAACCCUGAUUUCGAACCAAUGGUGCAUAUGGGCUCCAGUAUCCUGAAGGAAGAAAUGGCGUAUGAACCAAUUAUUGGUCACCGGCUACUAUGGGACUGCAUCUUCUCACGAUGCUUCACUGCCUUGUGAGUCAGACCUUUAGGUCAAAGGGUCGGGGUGUGGCCACCUAAGAAAACCACCUGCUUCAGUCUGGGCACCUGAACAGUAUCACAACCCACACACAAAUAAAAUGAAAAUGACGAUAUUUACUGAAAAUUCUAUUCACGCUUCGAUUAACGACCAAACAAUCUACAUUAUUAUCAUUUACCACGUCACUUAUUCACUCUCUUUUUUAUUUUUACCCUGUUGGUAAGGUAAUAAACUAAAUUAAUUGACUUAAUCAAACUAGUUAUAAGCACUGGAAGGUUUUUUGGUCUGUUAUCGUGGGCAUUUAUCUCCUUAAAAAAUAUCAUUCGCUGCCUCCUGAGUGGUUUCAAACAAUAUUUCUCUUUGGAUCGCCAAUCGAUGAAAACUAUCUUUGAAAUGAACAAAUAUCCACGUACGAUGAAUUAGAAAAUUAAGCACUAGUGACAGCUUUUUAGAAGUUUCAGUACACAAUUCUCAUCACUUUGCUCUAAGUCGUUUUAACUGAAGUACUUUCAAACCACUAGACAAAUUGUUGUGAACCAGUAAUUCUAGUUAAAAUAUAAGUAUCUUGAGAAAGAAAAGCGACGGACUAUCUUCAAUCGACAAUUUACUUAAGUUUUAAGCAGUUUGCCUAGGUUAUCAUUUUCGGAAUAUGAUCUAUCCAAAAUGUUAAAAGAUGGCGGAACUACAAAAAGUAAGUAAAAGCAUUUAUCCGGGGACAGCAAGAAACAUUGGGCGAAACUAUUGCUAUCAGAAGUACAUUUGCCAGGUCAAACAGACCAGCAUUUAGUGCUUACAUCGUUUGGAGUCAUUUACCGUCCUUAUAAACGCGUAACCAACCACAAAGAUAAGUUCGAAGAUCUCUCGCCCAGCCGCCUCAGUCUCUCAGUAGACCAUUCAAGCCAAAUUAUGCUGGUCCAACAGAAACUUCAGCAAUCAGGUUAGACAAUCUCUACCUCUACAUUACUAAAAUGAAUGUAAUAAUUAAGAAGACAAAGGAGCCUGAGAUCAUUUACAUCUUUGGUCGGCAUAAAAAUAGGAAACGCUUAUCAUGAAAACCAGACGCGUAUAGGAGCAAAUUCGUACCUCAGUACCAAAGUCCAGUAUCCUCAAGAAGUUUAUGAUUUCAAGGAACUUAUAUUUCACUGAAAAUAUCAUCAAGAAGUAUGUAGUGUCAGUCAUUAUGUUAAGCCCAUAUACUUUAUUCUAGCUUUCAGACAGCCUAAUCUAUUCACUCUACCUAAGUCACAUUCUGACCUU
This is a messenger RNA of Schistosoma haematobium, 5457 nucleotides long. RefSeq lists its product as uncharacterized. Gene Ontology annotation, molecular function: protein binding. Lineage: Eukaryota; Metazoa; Platyhelminthes; Trematoda; Strigeidida; Schistosomatidae. Bases 917 to 3496 code for a protein of 859 amino acids. The transcript has 19 exons. The record is from RefSeq and is a predicted model, not a curated record.